AUGAAACCAGUAGGAGAAAUAAAAACUAUAUUGACAUUAGAUUAUUUCACUAUAGAAACAGAGUUCAUAGUGAUAGAUAAGGUGUACAAGAGUAGGUCGAUAAUAGGACUACCAAUACUUAAGGAAUUAAAAUUAAUAAAAAAUGUAGAUUUGAUAGCAACAAAACAUAACAAUGAGUUGAACCAAAAUAAAUUUGUGGAAAUGAACUUAGAUGUGUUUGAAGGUGUAGGUUGUUUCCCUGAUGUAUGUAGUCUUAAAUUGAAAGAAGGGAUAAUACCAAAAGCUAGUAUAGCUAGAAGAGUACCUAUUAAAAUUAAAGAUAAAUUAAAAUUAAAAUUAGAAGAACUUGUAAAAAAAAAUAUAAUAACACCAAUGGAUGAACCAAGUGAGUGGGUAAAUAAUUUGGUAGUAGUACAAAAACCAGAUUCAUCGCUUAGAAUUUGUCUAGAUCCAAAAGAAUUAAAUAACUGUCUAGUAAGAGAACAAUAUCCAGUACCAACGUUAGAAGAAAUUACUCCAAAAUUAAUAAACAAAAAAUAUUAUAGUGUGCUUGACUUAAGAGAUGGAUAUUAUCAUAUCAAAUUAGAUGAAAAAUCGAGUAAGUACUGCACAUUUAGCACACCGUUUGGUAAUUUUAGGUUCUUAAGGUUAGCAUUUGGAUUGAGUGUAGCACCAGAACUGUUUAUGAAACAAAAUGAAAAAUACCUUGGAGAUAUAGAGGGUGUAAAUUAUCUAUUUUGA
Molecule: messenger RNA, 741 nt
Organism: Macrosiphum euphorbiae (potato aphid)
Lineage: Eukaryota; Metazoa; Arthropoda; Insecta; Hemiptera; Aphididae
Source: the annotation of a GenBank genome assembly